Naegleria fowleri is the source of this 2541-nucleotide messenger RNA. RefSeq lists its product as uncharacterized. NCBI's taxonomy places the organism in Eukaryota, Heterolobosea, Eutetramitea, Acrasida, Naegleriidae. Gene Ontology annotation, molecular function: protein binding. The transcript has 2 exons. The record is from RefSeq and is a predicted model, not a curated record. The coding region runs from base 1 to 2541 and encodes 846 amino acids.
AUGUUGAACAAGAGAAAACGUGGUGGCCCCAACGAAGGAGGUCAUAAUGACGAUGAUGAUCACAGCAGCAGUGAUGAAGAGAAUUUUGAACGUGAUUCCAAACAAUCAAUCCGUUCAAGCCAUUACGAUCGUCGGGAACAAUCCAGUGAUGAAAGUAGUUCGAGCAGGAACAGCUAUCAUGAUGAUGAAGAGAGUGAUCAAGACGAGGAAGAAGAAGAAAUCAAUCAGCUUUUGGUACAGCAAGUGGCCGGAACCUUAAUGAAUGAUUUUCGGCAGUUUAAUGCAAAUUUGAUGAAUCAUUUUCAUAUGCUGAGAGAGAACAUUCUGGGAAAUGAUCUUACAAUGGACUUCCUUUGCUUCUCUGAAUCAGUUAAAAUUGCAAAAGAAGAAGACUUGAAUUUUAGAAUUGCACAAAGAAUUGAACACUCUCUUGAUUUUCUCAAAGUUUGUGCUCUCUCAGCACGUCACCCUCCAGUACAAGUCAGUGAAUCACUAUCAAACAUAAUACAUGGUGGAGAUUCAUUGGAAACCUGUAAAUCUAGGCUCUCAUACACUGAGUUAGAAAUGAUUAGUGAUUUUUUGGAAUCGGACGACCUUGAUGUGAAACUAUUGGUAGUUUGCACCAAACAAGAUUUUAUGAACCAAACACCAAUUUGUCAACUUGCAAUUUUUGUUUUGAAGAUUGCAAAGAUAUUUGACGGAGAAAUUGUUUCCGAGAAGUUUUUGAAUUCCUAUAUUAACACAGCAUUGCCUGUACCAGCGCUUCUUGACGAUGAGGAAACUCUUAUUGCUUGGCCUCUAUUUGAGAAUGAACAGGUCUUACUCCUUUAUGGAAGUGAAGAAUCGAGAACUGAAAUGAUUCAACUAUUUUCUGAAAGAAAAGUAACAGUCAUUGAUGACAUUGAUCAAGUGGUACUUUCUAGAUGUAUUGUAGUCGUGAGCGAAGAUUUUAUGAUCAUGAAGAAGCCAUCUCAACUAUCGACGAAUGAAAAGUCCAUUCUCGAGUUUUUAACUCAAACCGACUGUGUAUUUUUCAAACACGUGAAGUAUUGUUUUGAGCACUGUAUGAAUCUGAAAAGAACAAUGUUUGAUGAGUGCUCCGUGUUGCUAAAACAAAAUAAUUAUUUGUCUGGCUUGUUAGAGUUCCCACUGUAUCAACAUCGACGAAGAAGAAGACACCUUUUGGAUGAAAAUCAAAUACAGUCGUUUAAGGAGGCCCAAACGCUGCUUCCAGAUAUCAAAGAGCAGACUUCUCUAACACGAUUCCUACCUAAUGAGAUUAUUUAUCACAUUUUACGAUUUUUACAAGUUCAAGAGCUACUAGAGUUCAGACUUGUCAACAAUCUUGCCAAUGUCAUGUGUUUGCAGAAUUUCAUAUGGAAAGACGUGUGUGUAAAUACCUGCAAGCAGUAUCCCUUUUUUUCUUCCAUGAACAUUGAUGCAUAUCAUUUGCCCUAUAUCGUUGUUUAUAGAAAUUAUAUUCGUCCCCUCAUCAAGGAUUUUUCUUUAUUCAAAACCUUAUGUCACAUUGAAGAUCCAUCCAAAUCGAGUUUAAUCUCAAAAGAAAGAUUUUUACCAUUACUAACACCAACAUUAUUCAUCGAUACGAGUUUUUGCCCUGAUGCAGAGAUUCCCAUUGGUUCUUCAAAGAUGGCAGGAAAAGCUGACUUACCUACAGCAUCUGAUGGAAAAGAAAUUCGGGAACUUGUAGACAAAAUUUCCAGAAUGGGAUUAAUAUUACAAUUGAAUUUGGAUGAAUGUGGACAUGAAAUUUUUGGUCUCUCCUACCACACCACUAGUAAUAUUUUGAAGAAUAUCUUCCCAAAGAGCGGAAUUCUUUACUUCUUUUGUCACACGAAUGUUGAAUCUCCACAUGGUUUCAUUUUGCAUUAUCAAGGUCCUAAACACAAACUAAAAAGAUAUGAAAAUGGAAGAGAGAAGAAUGCAUUUCGUAUUAAAUUUUAUGAAGCACUCUCUCUUCCCGCUGCCUCUGAUGCCUACUUUUCGAAUGACUACAAAAAGUAUGGUGCUGCAAUUCGAGGAGUCGAUGAAGACGAUCUAUUUGAUGUGUUAACACAACAUAUUCAUGCGCCAUUUUCACAAGGGGAACCCCACGCACUAUUUGGAUGUCUACCUUUUGUCACAAAAGAUGAAUGGAUCAGAGAAGAGGAAGACCUUCCUCUUAGUGAUGAAGAGGAUGAGGUUGAUGAAAUCUAUGACAAAUUCCUCGAUAUGAAUAAGAUUCUUGUACCCAUUCUGAAACUCUCUUCAGAUUGCAAGAUUGAAGAAGAUCAAAUAUUCCGCAGAGUGUUUGAUCAUGUUGCUCCCGUUCAAGACUUUUUGGUUUCAGGAGAUGCCAUCUCAUUUAGUAUCGAUAAAGAUUGCAAGUGGGAGUUGUGGAAGAGUUUUGAAGAUGGGUCGUGUAUUCGACAAUUACCAUGUUUUGUGGAUGAUUUGUUUGAGGAGAUCAGUGAACCCUUACAUCAAAAGUACAAUAAGAAAGUACAAUCACUCUUCUUUAAACCUGGGACUCUUCAAUAA